Molecule: messenger RNA, 2570 nt
Organism: Electrophorus electricus (electric eel)
Lineage: Eukaryota; Metazoa; Chordata; Actinopteri; Gymnotiformes; Gymnotidae
Source: RefSeq, a predicted model, not a curated record
UCCAAUGAAUGAGGGACGCACGCACAAGAAGAGACAUCCGGCGCUGAUUCACGGAUUCACAUUCUUCUAGACCGUGCCAAGCAAAAAAAAGAUAUUGUUUCGUUAAGCAAAUUUAGCGGGAAACACAUCACGUUGGAGAACGUAUCGCCCUAACAAUGCCAGAUUCUAAAAAAUUCUUCGAGAAUCUUUCCGGAGCCGGAAAGGCCAUCGGCGUCCUCACGAGCGGCGGGGAUGCUCAAGGAAUGAAUGCAGCUGUAAGGGCAGUGGUCAGAAUGGGAAUUUAUGUAAGAGCAAAAGUGUAUUUCAUCCACGAGGGUUAUCAGGGCAUGGUAGAUGGAGGUGAUAACAUCAAGGAGGCUACAUGGGAGAGUGUCUCCAGUAUGCUGCAAGUGGGCGGCACUGUGAUUGGCAGUGCACGCUGUAAAGAUUUCCGAACACACGAGGGCCGUCUCCGCGCAGCAUUAAACUUGGUGCGCCUCGGAAUCACAAAUCUUUGUGUGAUUGGUGGAGAUGGCAGUCUGACUGGGGCUAAUCUAUUCAGAGAGGAAUGGAAUGGCCUAUUAAAGGAGCUUGUGGAAUUAGGUCAGAUAGAUGAGGCAGCAGCUGAAAUGCACUCUGUGCUUCACAUUGUGGGCAUGGUGGGCUCCAUAGAUAAUGACUUCUGCGGAACAGACAUGACCAUUGGCACUGACUCCGCCCUGCACAGGAUCAUAGAGGUGGUGGAUGCCAUAAUGACCACAGCACAGAGCCAUCAGAGAACAUUUGUACUGGAGGUGAUGGGCAGACACUGCGGGUAUCUUGCCUUAGUCAGUGCUUUAGCCUGUGGUGCAGACUGGGUGCUGAUUCCUGAAAUGCCUCCAGAAGAUGGCUGGGAGGACCAAAUGUGUCAAAAACUAUCAGAGAACCGAGCGGAUAAGAAAAGGCUUAAUAUCAUCAUAGUAGCAGAAGGAGCCAUAGACUCACACAACCGGGUCAUAACUACAGACUAUGUGAAGGAUCUGGUGGUGGGAUGUUUAGGCUUUGAUACACGCGUCACCAUCCUGGGCCACGUGCAGAGGGGAGGCACGCCUUCUGCCUUCGACAGAAUCCUGGCCAGUAGGAUGGGGGUCGAGGCAGUUUUAGCCCUUUUGGAGGCAUCUUCGGACACUCCUGCCUGUGUGGUGUCUCUAUGUGGAAACCAGGCUGUGCGGCUGCCUCUCAUGGAGUGUGUGCAGAUGACUCAGGCAGUACAGAAGGCCAUGGAUAAGAAGAACUUUGAGGAAGCCGUAAAACUGCGUGGCAGGAGUUUUGAAAACAACCUGAACACCUACAAGCUGCUCUCUUACCGGAAAACAGACUCAGUGAUGCCGAAGAGUGCAUUUAAUGUGGCUGUGCUAAACGUGGGAGCCCCAGCAGCAGGGAUGAAUGCGGCGGUCCGUUCUGCGGUCAGGGUGGGCAUCACUGAGGGCCACACUAUGUUUGCAGUUCAUGAUGGCUUUGAGGGCUUCAGCAAUGGCCAGAUUAAAGAAAUCAAGUGGGGGGAUGUUGGAGGAUGGACUGGCCAGGGAGGGUCCCUGCUAGGGACAAAAAGAACUCUCCCAGUGAAACACAUGGAUAAAAUUGCUGAACAGAUGAGAAUUCAUAACAUUAAUGCUCUACUGGUCAUUGGUGGAUUUGAGGCAUAUCUGGGCCUGCUGGAGCUGCUAGCAGCUCGCUUCAGACACCCCGAGCUUUGCGUUCCCAUGGUGAUGAUUCCCGCCACCGUCUCCAACAACAUCCCUGGCUCAGACCUGAGCAUUGGGGCAGAUACUGCCCUCAACGCUAUCACUGCGACAUGUGAUCGAAUAAAGCAGUCUGCGAGCGGGACAAAGAGGCGUGUGUUUAUUAUCGAGACCAUGGGUGGCUACUGUGGUUACUUGGCAACGGUGGGGGCGUUGGCAGCCGGAGCUGAUGCCGCCUACAUCUACGAGGAACCCUUCGAUAUCCGAGACCUGCAGUGCAAUGUAGAGCAUUUGACAGAGAAGAUGAAGACGAGCAUCCAGCGAGGCCUAGUGCUCAGAAACGAGUGCUGCAAUGACAAUUUCACUACAGACUUCAUCUACCAGCUGUACUCAGAAGAGGGCAAAGGAGUGUUUGACUGCAGGAAAAAUGUCCUAGGACACAUGCAGCAGGGUGGAGCUCCAUCUCCGUUUGACCGGAACUAUGGCACAAAGAUUGCAGCUAAAGCUAUGCAGUGGAUCUCAAAAAAACUGAAGGAGUUCUAUGUAGAAGAUAAAGGUCGUGUUUUUGCUAACACUGAGGACUCUGCGUGUCUGCUGGGAAUGCGUCGUAGAGCUCUGGUCUUUCAACCUGUGACACAACUAAAAGACGAGACAGACUUUGUGCACCGCAUCCCUAAGGAGCAGUGGUGGCUGAAGCUCCGCCCUCUCAUGAAGAUCCUGGCCAAAUACAAGACCAGCUAUGAUGUGUCUGAUGCCGGCCAGCUAGAACACGUCGCUGGGCUGAGGACCAUAGAAGAAAAUGGGAGAGAGAAGGAGGGGGAGGAAGAGUGAGAGCAACAGAGAGAGAGAGAGAGAGAGAGAGAGAGAGAG